Messenger RNA from Dipodomys spectabilis (banner-tailed kangaroo rat), 2807 nucleotides. RefSeq names its product DNA polymerase nu (gene Poln). The coding region runs from base 1 to 2661 and encodes 886 amino acids. Lineage: Eukaryota; Metazoa; Chordata; Mammalia; Rodentia; Heteromyidae. Gene Ontology annotation, biological process: DNA-templated DNA replication; double-strand break repair. The record is from RefSeq and is a predicted model, not a curated record. The transcript is spliced from 24 exons. Gene Ontology annotation, molecular function: DNA binding; DNA-directed DNA polymerase activity.
AUGAAAAUGGAAAAUUAUGAGGCAUAUGUAGGCUUUGACCUCUAUGAGACACCUCUUUCCAGUGUUGCUCAGAAGAUUAUGUCUGCUAUACAUUCAGGUGAUUUAGUGGAUUCUAAGAACUGGGGAGAGAAUACAAAGACUGCAAAUAUGAUAAGCAAACCCAGUGUUGAGUAUUCAGCAAUACUUGAAAAUAGGAUGAAUCAGACACUAGAAAGAAAGACUUCUGAGUCUUUAACAAGCCAGACAUCAAGAGGAUCCACCAAGCCCUUUCCUCAGUCCUCCAUUACUGAGCUCACGGGUCACCUGUCUGCUGAGCAAAUGCAGAAAAACACAAACUCAUUGAUUCUUCCCCGCUAUGUAAUUCCACAGUAUGAUCAAGAAAUUUCAGUUAUACAGAAAAUGGAACAUACAAGACAGCAUUUCCUAAAGAAAAAUGUAAAUAAUGGAAAGAAGGAAAGCAUGAAUACCAAAAGAAAAUAUAAUGCAUGUAGUAAUUCAUUAGAGAAAACAAGUAAACACAUGGCAUUGGAAGAACGUGAUGAUAAGGUUGGGAACUCUAGCCACUCAACAACAUUUCAAAGGCAGUUUUGUGAUGUUAGGUAUUUGGAUGAUUUGGCAAAAAGCCAGCUGAUGGAAAUGCUCAAGCAGGCAGCAACCCUGGUGGUAACUCUGAUAUAUAAGGAUGGUUACACCCAGAUAACAGCUACCCAGGUUACUUCCUCCGUUAAAGGAAUUGUGAUGUUACUGAAGAGUCAUCCAGAAAACACCAGAGGUCCUCUGGAUUCCCCAGGAGUCUGUGGUGGUAGUUUGGAGGAGGGCAUUGUGUCCACUGAACGGUACAUCUACAUACACACAGAACAUCCUUCCAUCCCUAGCCAAGAACAAGAGGCACAUAGUCUGUUUGCCAGGAACGUGCUGUUUCAGACCCUGAAAUGUAAAUGCCCUGUUGUUUGUUUUAAUGCUAAGGACUUUUUGAAGACAGUGCUGCAGCUCUGUGGUGAGGGCAGUUGGAAGCAUGUUGCUGGUUUUGUAGGGCUAGAUCCCAAGAUAGCUGCAUGGCUCAUAGAUCCCAGUGAUACUGCACCUUCUUUCCAGGACCUGGUAGCAAAACACCUUGAAAAGUCUACCAUAGUCAAAGGAAGUGGAGCGAACGCAGUUUCUUCAACAAGUAGUGUGAGUCAGAAUGUACGUGUGGACCUGAGGAUACUCUACAAGCUCAUGAUGGACCUUUGUUCGAAAUUGAAGGUUCAUGGUUUAUGGAAACUAUUCUGCACUUUGGAACUUCCUCUGAUACCGAUUUUGGCAGUGAUGGAAAACCACAAGAUUCAGGUGAACAAAGAAGAAAUGGAAAGGACAUCGGCACUUCUUGGGGCUCGUCUCAAGGAACUGGAGCAAGAAGCCCACUUUGUUUCAGGAGAACAGUUUCUUAUAAUGAGUAAUAAUCAGCUUCGUGAGAUCCUCUUUGGCAAGUUGAAGUUGCACCUGUUGAGCCAGAAGAAACGUCUUCCCAGAAUGGGGCUGCAGCAGUACCCAUCCACCUCAGAGGCUGUGUUAAGUUCUCUGCAAGACCUUCAUCCAUUACCCAAGAUAAUUUUGGAAUACAGGCAGGUUCACAAGAUCAAGUCAACCUUUGUAGAUGGAUUUCUAGCUUGUAUGGAAAAGGGCUCUGUUUCCUCUACAUGGAAUCAGACCGGAACUGUGACCGGGAGACUUUCAGCCAAGCAUCCUAACAUCCAAGGUAUCUCUAAGCACCCAAUUCAGAUUACCAAACCUCAAAAAUUUAAAGGUGAAGAAGGCCAGACCCUCACCAUCUCCCCACGGGCCCUGUUUGUCUCCUCCCAAGGCCACACCUUCCUGACAGCAGACUUUUCACAGAUUGAAUUGCGCAUUCUUGCACAUUUAUCUGGGGAUCCAGAACUUCUGAAGCUAUUCCAGGAAUCUGAAAGAGAUGAUGUAUUUUCUACCCUGACUGCACAGUGGAAAGACAUUCCUGUGGGACGCGUGACCCUUGCCGACAGAGAGCAGACCAAGAAGGCAGUGUACUCAGUGAUCUAUGGAGCAGGAAAGGAGCGGCUUGCUGCUUGCCUCGGAGUUACUGUUCAAGAAACCACCUGCUUCUUGGAGAGGUUUUUGCACAAGUAUAAGAAAAUUAAGGACUUUGCCCAAGCAGUUAUUUCCCAGUGUCACCAGACAGGGUAUGUGACAUCCCUCAUGGGCAGAAGGAGACCCCUGCCAAGGAUCUGUGCACAGGACCCACAGCUCCGGGCACAAGCAGAGCGACAGGCAGUGAACUUCGUGGUGCAAGGUUCCACCGCGGACCUCUGUAAGAUGGCUAUGAUCCGAAUCUUCGCUGCAGUGGCCGCUUCCCCCUUCCUGACAGCCAGGCUGGUCGCCCAGAUCCAUGAUGAGCUGCUGUUUGAAGUCGAAGAUGCUCAGAUCCCUGAGUUUGCAGCUCUUGUCAGGACCACCAUGGAGUCCUUGUGGCAGGUGCGGGCCCUGGAGCUACAGCUGCAGGUCCCUCUGCAGGUGAGCCUGAGUACCGGCCGCUCGUGGGGAGACCUCUCCCCACUGCAGGAGGCCCUGGACCCAGCCACUGCCCAGCCACUGACAACUCGUUCCUUCUCACCCAACACACAUUCUGUGCCUAGCCCCGGGAAAUAGUGCGCGGAGAACGGUGGUUUACAGUUUGGGCCCACAGUGGCCUCCCAGGGCUGUCGGGUGCUGAGGCUCCAGGCAGUGCCCGCCACACGGACCCUCUGUGACGAGGACAGCUGGCUCAUCCCUGGAGUAAAUGUCUGAAAAGUCAA